UUUGGGAACAGGUUGUGGGGAUAUCUUUGUGGAUAGGUGAAGCUGGAUUAGAACCAAGUUUCCUGCUCUGAUGGGUCCAGUGGAAUUUCUAUGCUAAACGUAUAUGUCCUCAAGAUAGCACCAUGGAAGUUACUCCCCGAGGGGAUCCAGCUGCCAAAAGGGGGGAAAAAUUCAAGAGCUGCUCUUAAAAGAAGUUGCCCUUGCUGGUGCUCGGGGUAAAAAUAGAGGCGGCCGCUCGGAGUGGCUUGGCCCGGACUCCAGCACCGCGAGCCGGGCUCGAGCCGCGGCCGCGUUCCGGCGUGAUCCCCGGGAGCUGCCAGCAGGUGUUGCUCAAGAGAAUUUGCUGAAGAGGAGAAGAAAAAAAAAAAAAAGAAAAAAAAAAAAGAAAGGAAAAAAAAAAAAAAACCUGUGCGUGAGGGGGGAGGAAAAGCAGGGCCUUUUAAAAAAAGGCAAUCACAACAACUUUUGCUGCCAGGAUGCCCUUGCUUUGGCUGAGAGGAUUUCUGUUGGCGAGUUGCUGGAUUAUAGUGAGGAGUUCCCCCACCCCAGGAUCCGAGGGGCACGGCGCAGCCCCCGACUGCCCGUCCUGUGCGCUGGCCACCCUCCCAAAGGAUGUACCCAACUCUCAGCCGGAGAUGGUGGAGGCCGUCAAGAAGCACAUUUUAAACAUGCUGCACUUGAAGAAGAGACCCGAAGUCACCCAGCCGGUGCCCAAGGCGGCGCUUCUGAACGCUAUCCGAAAGCUUCAUGUGGGCAAAGUGGGGGAGAACGGGUACGUAGAGAUAGAGGAUGACAUCGGCAGGAGGGCAGAAAUGAAUGAACUCAUGGAGCAGACCUCGGAGAUCAUCACGUUCGCAGAAGCAGGCACCGCCAGGAAAACGCUGCACUUUGAGAUUUCCAAAGAAGGCAGUGACCUGUCGGUGGUGGAGCGGGCCGAAGUCUGGCUCUUCCUCAAAGUCCCCAAGGCCAAUAGGACCAGGACCAAAGUCACCAUCCAGCUCUUGCAGAAGCAGCCCCAGGGCAGCGGAGACGCAGGGGAGGAGGCCGAGGAGAGGGGCUUCACGAAGGAAAGGAACGAAGUGUUGAUAUCGGAAAAGGUGGUGGAUGCGAGCAAGAGCACCUGGCACAUCUUCCCGGUGUCCAGCAGCAUCCAGCGGUUGCUGGACCAGGGCAGGAGCUCCCUGGACGUUCGGAUUGCCUGUGAGCAGUGCCACGAGACCGGCGCCAGCCUGGUGCUCCUGGGCAAGAAGAAGAAGAAGGAGGAGGAGGGGGAAGGGAAGAAGACCGGAGGAGACGGAGGGGCAGGGGGGGAGGAGGACAAGGAGCAGUCCCACAGACCUUUCCUCAUGCUGCAGGCCCGCCAGUCCGAAGACCACCCUCAUCGGCGACGGCGGCGGGGCUUGGAGUGCGACGGCAAGGUCAACAUCUGCUGUAAGAAACAGUUCUUCGUCAGUUUCAAGGACAUCGGCUGGAACGACUGGAUCAUCGCUCCCUCCGGCUAUCACGCCAACUACUGCGAGGGUGAGUGCCCGAGCCACAUAGCAGGCACGUCGGGGUCCUCGCUCUCCUUCCACUCGACGGUCAUCAACCACUACCGCAUGCGGGGGCACAGCCCCUUCGCCAACCUCAAGUCGUGCUGUGUGCCCACCAAGCUGAGACCCAUGUCCAUGCUGUACUAUGAUGAUGGGCAGAACAUCAUCAAGAAGGACAUUCAGAACAUGAUAGUGGAGGAGUGUGGGUGCUCAUAGAGCGCCCCGCCCAGGGGGGACGGGAGCCAGAGUUGUCCAGAGAAGACAGUGGCAAAAUGAAGAAAUGUUUAAGGUUUCUGAGUUAAACAAGCAGAAAAAAAAAAAAAAAUAGAAAUUAAAAAAAAAAUAAACUAAAAACAAAACCUGAAACAGAUGAAGGAAGAUGUGGAAAAAUUCCUUAGCCAGGGCUCAGAGAUGAAGCAGUGAACAAGAUGGGAAUUGGGAGGGAGAGGGAGAACAGCACCCCCUUCAUUUCUUCUGAUAUCAAGGUGAUGACAUCAGUUGCUUACACGGGAGUAUUGUCCCCUCCUUUUCAGUCCCCCUUUCAGUGUGAGCCUCGAAGUCGACUUGUCUAGUCUGCAAUAACGUGGGCUGGCACAACCCAAAUAGCAUCUAGAAAGCCAUGAGUUUGAAAGAGCCAGUUACAGGCACUUUCCCACCCAGUUACCCAGGUUGUAAGGUAUGUCUGUGUGACCCUCUCUCUGUGUAUAUCAGCCCGUGCGCACACGCACACAGACACACACACACACACACACACACACACACACACAGAGGCAUUUCCACAUGACACAUGCAUACACAUACUGGUAAGGGAACAAUAGUGUGCAGGUGGUCACACUUCUUUUUCUGUACCAGUUUUGCAACAAAGCAAAACAAAACAAAAAAACAACCUAAAAACAAAACAAAACAAAACAAAAAUUUGAGAACAAGAAUGGGAAGAGAGCAAAAUCAAGGAACAAAGAAUACCAAGUUACAUUUCGUUAAGGUGCUUAUGAUCUUAGUACUAUGCAACCUAAUAGGUUUGAAACUGUUUACCUGAGAGAGAACAAAAUGAGAGACUUUUUUGUAUUGGAAGUAACCUGAUUAAUUUUUAUUUUCUUCAAGGAGAGAUACUUGAAAGGAAUAUGUUUGUCCAUCUGUUGGAUCCAAACAUUUCUAUAUUUUGUAAAUGUUGUUUUUUUUUUAUCGUUUACUAUUUGCACUACAAUGGUGUUUGACCUGUCUAAUCCUUAUUUAACAAGUAUUUUCUUUGGGUGGGGGUGGGGGGGGUUUAAGAGCUGCACUUAAUGUGAGCUAUAAGAGAACUGCUACAGCACACAAAAUAGCUAUUUUUAUUAUUAUAAUUAUAAUUAUUAUUAUUAUUUUGUACCUUAAAAAAUAGACACAUACACCAAAGACAUUUGUGUGAGCCUUUAAAACAGUCUGUCUGUGGUUGGUAUCAUUCACCAUCAGUGAGUCAGGGGUUGGGAUUCAAGGCGGAGGAGGGUGGAUUGUGUUCAGGCUGAAAAGACCUGAGAAGUUUGGUUUUUGACUCCUUUGACAUCCAUGAAACGGGACAUUUCAUACUGGAUGUACAGUAGUUGUACACUGUUAGCUAUCAUAGAACACUACAUGCUUGUCUGUGUAUAUGUACAUGGCUUGUGCAUAUGCAUACCUGUGUGUAUAUAUACAUGGAUCGCAUCAUGCCCAUGCACAUUUUAAGCACGUCAGGCUGUCAUUUUGUAAUGUUCUUAAAGCAAUGAAUGUUUGUGUGCAAAACACAGUAUUUUUAAGAAGGAUAGGCUAUAGUUUUUGCUUUUCCUCCGAACUAGGUGGGCACAUUUCAAAAAAUGUGGAUGGGAAGAAGCCUGGAAACUCCAGUGACUAUUCAUCAAGACCCUCUUUCAUUGUGCAGGGACCCAGCUCCGUCCUCUUUCUUGCCCCCCCCAACCCCCCCCACCUCUAUCCCUGCAGGGAAAACAGGAAACUCAUGUUCUUCAAGGUUCUAGGCUGAUUUUUUUUGUGUGUGUUGUGACAUAUUUAUUAUCUAUUGGAAUCAAUCUUAAAUCAGAAAGCUUUUUCAGAAAGAAAAAAAAAUUCAUCUUUAGGCCAAAAUAAGAGUUGGGUACUUUUUUUUUUUUGAUGAUUAAGGCCUAAUUCUGAGAAAUAUGACUGGCUGGGCUAAAUAAUGUUGUUGUCACUAAUUAAAAGAUAAAUAACUUGGGGGGAAGGUCUUAAGAGAUUGAGAAGAAGAAAGAACUGCAGGGUGGCAUCAGUGGCAAAAAUCCCUAAUAUUUUAAUUUACAGCCAAAACUCUUGAUAUAUAAGUUUGUAUGUAUUGACUCAGAUGCAAAAAAGAAAAAAAAACACUUUGUUUUAUAAAUAUCAAAGUACAUGCUUAAAGCUAAAUUUCUACUAAUUUAUUCCACAGUAUUUAGCUUGCCUAGAAUAGCUAAUAAGUUAUUCAUUUAUAUGCUUUUAAAAAUACAGAGCCUUAUUUUUACUGACUUGUUUGAAGUUUGCAAAAAUUGAAAAAACUAAUAAUUUGGAAAAAUUGCAUUCAUUAGUAUUUUGUAAAAUGCUGAAGCUUUCAGCCCUAUGUCAAUUCAUAGAUUUUUUUUAAAAAAUUAGCUGUAGGAAAAUAAAAUAGUGAGAAACCAAACAUUACUAAAGGUGGUUUAGCUCUUCUUGAAAUAUAUAUACUAAAUUGGUGUACUAUAACACUAGGCUGUAUGUAGGUAAAUUAUUUUAAUGUUGUUACUGGGUAGAUAUACUUACUACAUCUUGAGGUCCACCCUUUCUUAUGCCGAAAUACAACAUGUACUCCAUGAGAGUGGACUCUAAAUUUAAGAGGGAGAGCGUGCAAAGUUGGUACUUGCUUCCUCACUCUUAACCAUUGACCAGGAAAUCAUUCAGGUGGGGAAGGUGGGCAAUGGUGAGGGAAGUUUCAAGGAGAGGGGGAUGGCGAUGUUCAACUUUAGGAAUUUGCAUGAAAAACUUAAAGGGCCUUUUGGACUGCUUCUUAUUUGGUAGUGGCACUAAUAAUGGAACCCAUGAAAAUAGUGUGGGGAGCCAAGUCCUAGUUCACAGUGUACUAGCAGAGAUGGCCAGGGCAGUGGGAAAAGCACGAUGCUUGAAAGACAGCUGAUACCUGUUUGUGGCUCCCAUUCAUCUCAAGUGUGUGCACCAUCUUGUUUAAAAGAGUGUGCCACACCGUGGGGAUAAGAAGGAGUUUGAUUGGUGGCCAUAGUGAUUGGAAGCGGAGCAAAAUGAAAUUCCAUAUGACAAUAUUUUAAUGGGAUGUGUUAAUUGAAAUUAAAUGAUUAGAUUGUCAAACGUCCCCAAACUUUGACAUUAUUUCAUUAAAUUUAUGUGGCCUUGAACUAGAAUUAUAAAUUGCUGCUAUCUUUAAUAAUCUUGGAAGAUAUGCAGGUUUGUAAACAACCACACUUUUCAUGUAGCAGCACGAGGCCAAAAGAAAAAGCUUUUAAAUUCUACCAUAUUGGGUUCCUCACAGUAGGUUUCCCUUAAAACAGGGUGGCUCUAUCUGAUCUUAGCAUCUCUCUACUCUUUCUCUAGGGCUGAUCUCUAGGCUCUUAGAACCUACUCAUACCAAUCUUAAAAGCUCUGAAAAGUAUUUGUCCCCAAGUAUUUUUUGAGAAUGAUAAAUAUUUGGUAGUUUGGAUUCUUUUUUUUUUCUUUCUCUCUCUCUCUCUCUUUCUUUCUUUCUUUUCUUUCUUCCUUUCUCUUUCCUUCUUUCCUUCUUUCCUUCCUUCUUUCUUUUUAUUUUUUUCAAAAAAAGCAUGGCAAAUUCCAGCACACUGAGUUGGGAUUUUCUUGUCCCUAAAGACCAAUCAAUUUCAUAGAUAUUUAAGAUUGAUUCCACACUUUGUUUUCAAGGAGAAUGCCUGCAUUCUCCUCUAAGGAAGAGCAAGUGAAUUUUGUUUUUCACCCCCCAUGGGAUUGGACCUCAAAAAGUAACUUUAAAAAACAGAGAACACAAAUGCCUCAGUUGUAUUAAGCUUAGAUUCAAAUUAUUAUGUUCACUUGAAAAAAAUGAUUUCCUGGGGGCCUUUUGGCAACUUCCCUUUUCAGUGUAGAGAAGAACUUAGUCACCCUGAAACCCUACACAAUAAAUUGGAACUUGUAGAUGUGGGCAGAAGGUUUGGGGGUGGACAUUGUGUGUGUUUAAAUUAAACCCUUUUUCACUGAGAAGCUGUUGUAUGGGUCAGAGAAAAUGAAUGCUUAGAAGCUGUUCACAUCUUCAAGAGCAGAAGCAAACCACAUGUCUCAACUACAUUAUUUAUUUUUUAUGCAUAAAGUGAAUCAUUUCUUCUGUAUUAAUUUCCAAUGAGUUUUACCCUCUAUUUAAAUGCUUUGAAAAACAGUGCAUUGACAAUGGGUUGAUAUUUUUCUUUAAAAGAAAAAUAUGAUUAUGAAAGCCAAGAUAAUCUGAAGCCUGUUUUGUUUUAAAACUUUUUAUGUUCUGUGGUUGAUGUUGUUUGUUUGUUUGUUUGUUUUUAUUUUUUUAUUUUUAUUAUUAUUAUUUUUUUUUUUGGCAUACUACAUGCAGUUCUUUAACCGACGUCUGUUUGGCUAAUGUAAUUAAAGUUGUUAAUUUAUAUGAGUGCAUUUCAACUAUGUCAAUGGUUUCUUAAUAUUUAUUGUGUAGAAGUACUGGUAAUUUUUUUAUUUACAAUAUGUUUAAAGAGAUAACAGUUUGAUAUGUUUUCAUGUGUUUAUAGCAGAAGUUAUUUAUUUCUAUGGCAUUCCAGCGGAUAUUUUGGUGUUUGCGAGGCAUGCAGUCAAUAUUUUGUACAGUUAGUGGACAGUAUUCAGCAACGCCUGAUAGCUUCUUUGGCCUUAUGUUAAAUAAAAAACCUGUUUGGGAUUUAUUUUUUAUUUUUAUUUUAUGUCUUACUGGUUUUCCAAGAUCAAUUUUGCACACAUAUGGGUACACCCUUUGCUGGGUGAUAAUUUCGUUUCGCCUCUAAUUAUCGGGACAAGCAUGAGAAUACAGACUGAAUGGGAGAGAGAAGACAAAAGCUGAAACGAGAGAACUCAGAGAGGAAAAGAAUAAAUAUUGCUGUGGCAAGGCUUUGUAAUAGGCUGCAGAUGCUUGGACCCGCAAUAGAUAUAUUUUAUUCAUUUUGUUAAUUUCCCAUUUCUCAAAUUGUAGUGGCGAAUAACAUGAAAUAAAGGAAUAUUCCUUUCUUCCCUCCCUUCUUCUCUCAUUCCCUCCCUCCUUCUCUUCUUCCCUCUCUCCUUCUGUCCCUCCCCCUGUCCCUCCCCCCCUUCUUCCUCCUUUCUUCCUCCUUUCCCUUCUGGCUAGAAAAUUGGAAUUGCAGGGAGCAAGUAGGGCUAG
Molecule: messenger RNA, 6873 nt
Organism: Zalophus californianus (California sea lion)
Lineage: Eukaryota; Metazoa; Chordata; Mammalia; Carnivora; Otariidae
Gene: INHBA
Product: inhibin subunit beta A
Exons: 4
Coding region: 477-1748 (423 amino acids)
Biological process (GO): BMP signaling pathway; SMAD protein signal transduction
Cellular component (GO): extracellular region
Molecular function (GO): cytokine activity; hormone activity; growth factor activity
Source: RefSeq, a predicted model, not a curated record